GAGUCCUUAUCAGAAAUCUUUAGAAAAAACGAAGGCACGUCUGAAAGAGACAUACGAAGACAGACGCGAUGACUUCCAGUAAAAUCGAACUCCCUGGUGAAGUGAAGACCGACGCGGACGCCGCUGCUCUCAUGGCAUCUCUCCAGUUGAUGCCCUCGCCGGUGCCCAACGCGGAGAUCAAGUACACCAAGAUUUUCAUCAACAAUGAGUGGCAAGACUCUGUGAGUGGAAAGACCUUUCCAGUCUUCAACCCCGCCAAUGGAGAACAGAUAUGUGAGAUCCAAGAAGCAGAGAAGGCCGAUGUGGACAAGGCAGUGCAGGCGGCCCGGCUGGCCUUCACCCUGGGUUCAGUGUGGCGGAGGAUGGAUGCCUCAGAAAGGGGAAGACUCCUAGCUAAACUGGCAGACCUAGUGGAGCGGGAUAGUGCCUAUCUAGCAACUAUUGAGUCCAUUGACAGUGGCAAGCCUUUCCUGCCCACCCUGUUUGUGGACCUCCAGGGAACCAUAAAGACGCUCCGAUACUUUGCUGGAUAUGCAGACAAGAUCCAUGGAAUGUCCAUUCCAAUGGAUGGUGACUAUCUUACGUUCACCAGACAAGAGCCCAUCGGAGUGUGUGGACAAAUUAUCCCUUGGAACUUCCCCCUGAUGAUGACUGCUUGGAAGCUGGGCCCAGCGCUGGCCUGUGGAAACACAGUAGUCCUGAAGCCUGCUGAGCAGACCCCCCUCACUUGCCUGUACAUUGGCUCACUGGUCAAAGAGGCUGGGUUUCCACCGGGAGUCGUCAAUAUUUUGCCAGGAUUUGGGCCAACGGCAGGAGCUGCGAUCGCUUCACACAUGGGCAUAGACAAAGUGGCUUUCACAGGAUCAACUGAGGUCGGCAAGCUGAUCCAAGAAGCAGCUGGGACGAGCAAUUUGAAGAGGGUAACGCUUGAGCUGGGAGGAAAGAAUCCCAACAUCAUUUUUGCAGACGCUGAUUUGGACCUGGCUAUAGAACAAGCUCACCAGGGGGUGUUCUUCAACGCAGGCCAGUGCUGCACAGCAGGGUCGCGCGUCUUCGUGGAGGAGCCCAUCUAUGAGGAGUUUGUGCGCAGGAGUGUGGAGAGGGCCAAGAGGAGGACAGUAGGAAGCCCCUUCGACCCCACCACAGAGCAAGGCCCACAGAUUAGCAAGGAGCAUCAGAGUCGUGUGCUGGAGUUUAUCCAGAGUGGCAUCAGUGAAGGAGCUAAUCUGGAAUGUGGAGGCAAAGCCCUGGGCCUGAAAGGAUUCUACAUUGAGCCCACUGUCUUCUCUAAUGUCAAAGAUGACAUGCGUAUUGCCAAAGAGGAGAUCUUUGGACCAGUUCAGCUGAUUCUGAAAUUCAAGACGAUCGACGAGGUGAUCGAGAGAGCCAACAACACAGAGUACGGCCUGGUGGCAGCUGUGUUCACCAGUGACAUCACCAAAGCCAUGACCAUCUCCACGGCCAUGCAGGCUGGCACUGUUUGGAUAAACUGUUUCAAUGCACUGGGCACGCAGUGUCCAUUUGGAGGAUAUAAAAUGUCUGGCAAUGGACGUGAAUUGGGGGAUUCUGGCCUGAAGGAAUACUCAGAGGUGAAGACCAUCACCAUAAAGAUCACAGCCAAGAACUCCUAAGGUGGCCCGUCACACCACGAAGUGGAGAAGGACUUCCUCUGAUGCUCACCACUGACCCGCUGGCUGUUCGUCUGUCAGCAGUGGUCAAACACACUAACCAUCCCAACAUCUCCAUGACCAUGGGCAACUCCACUGGGGAAGUCCCAGCCCUAGCCUCUUCCUCACCUGGGCAGUCCUCACAUCCACACCAGCUGUCUCGGUCAGCCCAGUGACCACAGACAGGUCACACCCAGCCAGCCAGCCACCUCCACUCACCGCCCUCACCCGCCUCCUCCACUAACCACACUAAAGCACUCGGAGAGACGAUGGGGGGAGGCCCCUCUGUUGACACAUGCCCCAAACCCCCUGACCCCCCAGGAGUUGGACACCCACAGACUGAAACACUCCACCUCCGUUCCGGCGCUGCUCCAUGUGGGCAAAUCAUUGUAGCGUGUUGGGAGAGGUUGUGUUGUGGAGUGCCAGUGUCAGACCUGGUGUGUUGUCAUGUAAAAUGUCUGCUCAUUUCAAAACCACUGAAGCUCUCAACCUCAGAAACAAAUGGUUGAGUCAGUUGAAACUGUUCAUUCUAAUUUGUAAUUGUCGAUUGUUUGUGUUUUUAUUUGAACUUUUACCGCUUAACACUGUAUGUCAACGUAUGACCAAUGUAAACGUGAAAAGAAAUAUGGUUAACCUCUUGAAAACAUCUUACUUAUACCUGCUAAAGAGGAGUAAUGUAUUUUAACCAUAAUGUAACAGUUUCUUAUCAAUGUCCAUGUAUGUUCAUGUUUAUACAAUUGUGUACUAUCAAAUUAUAAGAUAAAAAAUUGACCUAGA
This is a messenger RNA of Esox lucius (northern pike), 2444 nucleotides long. RefSeq names its product aldehyde dehydrogenase 1 family, member A2 (gene aldh1a2). The record is from RefSeq and is a predicted model, not a curated record. Lineage: Eukaryota; Metazoa; Chordata; Actinopteri; Esociformes; Esocidae. The transcript is spliced from 13 exons. Gene Ontology annotation, molecular function: aldehyde dehydrogenase (NAD+) activity. Bases 69 to 1631 code for a protein of 520 amino acids.